Monosiga brevicollis MX1 is the source of this 1909-nucleotide messenger RNA. RefSeq lists its product as uncharacterized. Gene Ontology annotation, cellular component: plasma membrane. The transcript has 12 exons. NCBI's taxonomy places the organism in Eukaryota, Choanoflagellata, Craspedida, Salpingoecidae. Gene Ontology annotation, molecular function: volume-sensitive chloride channel activity; intracellularly calcium-gated chloride channel activity. The record is from RefSeq and is a predicted model, not a curated record. The coding region runs from base 48 to 1640 and encodes 530 amino acids.
AGUUUGGACACGAGCUUCAUCUUUGCCAAUUCUCCGACGCCAUCGGCAUGUGGGGCUCGGGCAUGGGAUGGCGCGCAGCGCUGGUUCUGGCGCUUCUUCUUGGGGCAGCACUUCUGGUUGCUCCGAGCCAUGCUCAGACGACCGACCCUACCUGCCCAGCUGGCUCCCAUCCGACGACUGUUGACAACGACUUUGAGGGCGACUACUACAUCUAUCGCCCGAGCAAAGCGAUUAAAAAGUAUCGCCAUGAAGACUUUGAAGCCAGCACUGACUACGCCAUCAAGGUGCUGAAGGAUCGAGCCGCACCCGUUGCCAUCGUGGGUGUCCUGUUCAGCUUUUGUAUUCUCUUCUGGGCCUGUUGCCGGUGCUGUUGCAAAGGAUGCCACAUUAAUCAGCGACAAGAUGUCAACCGCGGCUGUCGCCUUUCCCUUUUUGUUGCUGCCAUUGGACUGGUUGCUGGAUGUCUGGUCAUGUGCAUCAUGUCUUUGCACAGCGAUCGCGAGCAAUCCCACGCCAUCAAGGCCAUUCCUGAAACCGUUGACCUCUUUCUGAACUUUCCCGGCGAGGCUCUCAACGCAUCCAAGGACCUCGUGUUGACGAUCGAGUACGUCACCAACAACCUCACUGAGCUCAGCACCCUCUACCCCGAUCCAGAUAUUCAAGAGUUGCAGCAACUCAUGCAACAGGUUGAGGAUGAGAUCAACGAUGCCAUUGACCAGAUCCAAGAGCCAGAUUUUGAUGACAUCCGCUCGCGAGUACAUGAUGUCACUCGCUACGAUCGUGACCGUUCACAGUGGUGGCGCGUCAUUUUUGGCUUCUUCUUUGCCCUCCUUUUUGUUGCCACGGCCCUCGCCAUGUGGAACGCCUUUGCGCCGGCCACCACCUUCCGUCCCAAGGACAACCCCUGCUGUCAAGUGUUUUCUACUUGCAUCUCCAUUACCUCCCUUGUUGUCCUGUUUGUUCUGUGGAUCGUCGCCGCUGCCGUGCUCUUUUUGUCCACUGUUUCCAGCGACUUUUGCUAUGAGCCCACUGAGAACUUCCUCAAGGUUGGCAAAUUGGAGAACGAGGAUGUGGCUCGCUUCUUCACCACGUGCGGCACCAAUGCCACUGUGCGCAACUGCUACAACCCCUUCUAUGACGAAAUCAACGAUCUGCAAGACGUCAUCCAAACGGCUCAGGAGCAGUGGUCCAGUCUUGAAGGACAGAUCAAGGGUAGCGAUAACUGCGGCGGCAAUCAGCAGUUGUGCGAGGUUGUGCAUGACAUCGACGCGUCAAUCAAUGUGCUUGAAAAUAAGCUGAAUCGCUUCAUCACCAUGUUCCUGGGCUGCAAGACCGUGAACGAGCGGUACCAGGCGGUUGUCAAGCUGGGCUGUGAGAACUUUGGCGAGACCAUCUGCUACGUGACCGGCAUCAUCAUGGGCCUGGCCAUUUGCUUUGCCCUGGCUGAGCUUGUCACACGUUUUCUCCAUGAUUUGUACAAGGACCUUGAAUUCUAUCAGCCUGUCCAGUCCUACGUCCUCUUUGAAGACGAGGAUCCCGAGCAACCUGCGGAAUAUACGGCCCAGCGCCACGGCAAGGGAAGCGCCGCCUAUCGAGGCCCGCUGCCACCAAUUCCAAACCAGAAUCAAGCCUUUGCCUAAGCUUGUGGUCCUCUUCGGCCAAACGAGAGGCGCUCUCGCAAGGCGUGUGUCAAAGGGUGCUGUGUGCACAAGCGCACAACCCUCUCCUGUAUGAGGCCAACCACGUCGCCUCCAUCUUUUCGUGUCUGAGAUGUCUCAGCACCGCCUCUGCAAGGCGAGAGCGAGUUCUGUUUGUCCCAGCGACUCGUGUCGUGAUGCAAAGUUUUUCAUUUUUUUGUGUGUUUUGUGUGAUGAUUUGAACGAAUUCCAAUUGAUUCUUUUCGACCUCC